GCCAUGAAGGAGUGCGAGUACCGGCAGAUCCCGCCCGGGAUAGCGGGGCCGGUACCGGGUACCGUCGCUUCAUCACCCCCGCCAGCCGCCGGCCUGGAGCGGUCCGGGACGAUCCGCCGACCUCGGCGGAAGUGGGAGGUUUUCCCCGGUCGCAAUCGCUUCUAUUGCGGCGGCCGCCUCAUGCUGGCCCGGCACAGCGGAGUCUUCGCCCUCACCCUCGGCCUCAUCCUGGCCACCAGCGGGCUCUUCUUCGCCUUCGACUGCCCCUUCCUUGCCAGUCACCUCACCUUGGCCAUCCCCAUCAUUGCAGCCGUCCUCUUCUUCUUUGUCAUCAGCUGCCUGCUCCAGACGAGCUUCCGAGACCCGGGCAUCCUGCCCAGAGCCACCCCAAGCGAGGCCGCGGACCUGGAAAAGCGGAUCGACAGCAUGGGCACCUCCACCUACCGCCCACCAGCCCGCACCAUGGAGGUGGUGAUAAACAAGUACGUGGUGAAGCUCAAGUACUGCUACACCUGCAAGAUGUUCCGUCCUCCCCGCACCUCUCACUGCAGCGUCUGCGACAACUGCGUGGAGAGGUUUGAUCACCACUGCCCCUGGGUGGGCAACUGCGUGGGGAAGCGCAACUACCGCUACUUCUACGCCUUCAUCCUCUCCCUCUCCUUCCUGACAGCCUUCAUCUUCGCUUGCGUCGUCACCCACCUCACCCUGCGCUCUCAGACAGAUGGAUUCCUCACCACUCUGAAGACGACACCGGCCAGUGUGCUGGAGCUGGUGAUUUGUUUUUUCUCCGUCUGGUCUAUUUUGGGCCUCUCAGGUUUUCACACUUAUUUGGUCGCCUCCAACCUGACGACGAACGAAGAUAUCAAAGGGUCCUGGUCAAACAAGAGGGGCUCAGAGUUUGCCAAUCCCUACAGCCAUAAAAGUAUCCUCACAAACUGCUGUGCGGUGCUGUGUGGACCAUUCCAUCCCAGCUUGAUAGACAGAAGAGGAUUUAUCCAGCCAGAUGUCGGGACCCCCGCCAGUCCUAAGAGUGAAAUCCCUUCCUUUGGAGCCAAAGCUGACACCAGCAUGGUAGGAGGCAUCCCCUAGCAGUGCUGUGACGUAGCCCAGUGCCUGCACCUCGUUCCAGCCGGUACCUUCCCCUCGUGCCAUCUCCCCAGCCUCAGGCGGGACAGCCCUGCGACGCAGAGCUGCCAAAGACUCAGUCGAGCCAUUCGUUGCCUUUCUUUUUUCUUUUUUUUUUUUUAAUUAAUUUAUUUUAAUUUGUUUAUUUGUUUCACUGUGAUGUGGCCUGUCGGGACUUUGGACUGGUAGAGCCCAACAGCGCGCGAGACCCUCAGACUCGUGCAGAAAAAGUGGGGAAAUUCACUUCCCUGCUGCGUCUGGGAAGCGAGUGGAUCUGGGGAGCCACCAGAGCUCCGAGCCUGGAGUGUCUGCUCCAGGGAUUUCGCUGUGUUUCCUGCCGGGAAUACUGAGGUGGGAGGUGGGGACUGGUUUCCACUCUGAGCUGGGCUGUCACGCCUCGUCUUCUGGGCUGGUGGAGGUGUAUGUUCCCUCUGGCUGCCCCUGUCACCUCCGUGAUCAUGUCCCUCUCCCCUGUGCCGACGUGGAAGGGCUGUUCUGUCCCUAAAUGGCCGGGUUCUCACCUCGGCCGCUGCUGGAGCAGCUUUUCUUUUCCAGAAGCUGCUGUGCCUUGGUAAGUUGGGGCUGUUCAGUUGGGAGGGCUCUGGCUCCCAGCAAACGUGGCAGCUUGUCCCAGCUGCUGUUGGUCCUAUUUUCUGGCUGGUUACUGGGAGGGUGCUGAAAACCUCGUUGUGUUUUGGCCCUGCCAGUCGUCAGUAAGAGAAGGUUUUGCAGCAAGGAUACAAAUUAGGAUGACCCUCCUUUUAAUGGGGAAGAAGAAACACGCAGUGCCCCUGUGACUCUCAUCAUGAGAUGCUGGUUGGCCAGGCUACAGCUGUAAGAUUUGGGAACCUUUGCUGUGCCAGAAAAGCCUGGUUACGUCCCAUCCCCAGGAGACCAAAAGGCAACAGGAAAGUGGGUGAAAUCCCCAGGUGGAGUUUCCCAGAGGAAGCAGUUGGUGGGUGCUGGUCUCUGGUAACCUCACCUCCUGCUCUUGGGUUGGGUUUCUGGCCAGCAGAUGAGAGCAGGGCUGUCCCCAAGCACCUCCAGAGCGAUUUCCAUGUGCCUGGAUGCAUCCUCGAGCAUCACUCUGUGCCCACAGAGGCACGGGAGAGCCAGACUGACACUGGGGUGUGCGCAGAGGAGAGUCACAGACCUUGUUAGCAAUACUUGAAUCAUGUGAUUAAAAGCUGCUGGAUAUUUUUGCACAAUUUGUAGAUUAUUUUUUUUUUACUAUGUAGAAUGUUUUAUAUUCGGUGCAGGUAGCGUUGUGCAUGUUAGCACCAGGGCAGAGGCUUGCAGUAUUUCGUGUCAAGCUCCCUGGUGAGGUUUCCCCGGGUCAGAUGCGUGUGUUUUAACCUCAGGCAGAGGCAGCACAUUUCUGGGGGGGCACCCCAUCCCCCGUGAACUCACCAGCGUUGUGCUUUGCACACUGAUGGUGCCGGCCCACACGCAGCUUCGGGGGGUGCUGGGGGAUGGCAGGGGCACAAUGUUCCCCUGGCCUCAUGUGGCUGGGUGGCUGCAGAGGGCUAAUGUUUGUUUGCUGUGGCCACCAGCUCUACCUUCCCCUCCACGAAGAGCUGAGGUGGGAGCAGGGCAGCAGAGGCUGCUGAAUUCCUUCUGGAUCCCUCCUGGAUCCCAGCAGAUGGCCCUUGCUUUGUGCCAUCUCAUGGGCCAGGCCCUUUAGCACGUGGCUGUGGCCUGUGUUGCAUCUGGAGAAGCCACCCUGCCCUUCCCUCCCCUCUUCUCCUCCAGGGAUGUCCCCCGAGGGGCUUGUCCCUUCCUUCCAGGAGCUGUGGGGCCGAGCUGUGCCCAGAGGGACUGGUGCUGGGGAGUGAGGAGCAGUGGGGGGGGUUGUUAUCAGGGGCCAAACUCCUUCCUGUUUUUAUUUAAACCAGUUUCCUUUGUUACUCAACAUAAUAAAAUUCUAUUUUUAAAGAGUUUAA
Messenger RNA from Calidris pugnax (ruff), 3068 nucleotides. RefSeq names its product zinc finger, DHHC-type containing 18 (gene ZDHHC18). The coding region runs from base 4 to 1089 and encodes 361 amino acids. Gene Ontology annotation, biological process: protein targeting to membrane; peptidyl-L-cysteine S-palmitoylation. Gene Ontology annotation, cellular component: Golgi apparatus; endoplasmic reticulum. The transcript is spliced from 8 exons. Lineage: Eukaryota; Metazoa; Chordata; Aves; Charadriiformes; Scolopacidae. Gene Ontology annotation, molecular function: protein-cysteine S-palmitoyltransferase activity. The record is from RefSeq and is a predicted model, not a curated record.